AUGCCGAUCACAUAUGCUGCAGCACUCGCAUAUGAAGAGCCCCCCAUCCGCGUGGUCCUCGUACAGACGUUCUUCCUGCUGCUGCUUAAUGUCCUCAACUGGGCGCUUGAUGCACUGCUCUACAGUGGCCUCGUUGGCCAGAUCCUCAUCGGUAUGGCCUGGGGAACUCCGGGCGCCGGCAUCCUCUCGCUCAACACAGAGCACGCCGUGGUGCAGAUUGGCUACUUGGGAUUGAUCCUACUGGUCUACGAAGGUGGGCUCGUCUGGAAAGACUUAGCUGAAACCACCCCACUCCCCCAAGAAAAUGCACAAGUUUGCCCUGCUGACUCCUAUCUAGGCGGCCUAUCGACAGCGUUCCCCUCUCUUCGUGCAAACAUUGCCCUGUCGGCGAGCGUUGCGGCUACUGGUAUCGCGGCCCCCAUCGGGCUCUCGUUUGUGCUGCUGCGUCUCGUCACCAGCAAUGGCACAUCCUCUUCCUCGCUGGCGGCUUUUGCUGCAGGUGCGGCACUCUGUUCGACCAGCCUUGGCACCGCAUUCACGGUCCUGCGCACGAGCGGUCUCGCAGCCACGCGGCUGGGCGUCGUGCUUGCCGGUGCGGCCAUGCUGGAUGACGUCGUCGGCCUCGUCAUGGUGCAGGUAAUUGCCAGUUUAGGUCCCCGUUCAGCGGGCGCAACCGACGUCUCAGCGGCCACUGUUGUCCGUCCUGUGCUGGUCUCGGUGGCCUUUGCUGUCGUUGCCGUACUUCUCUGCCGCUUCGUGGUGCAGCCAGCCACGGCAGCCCUUAACAGCUGGCGAUCAGCACAUGAGGACGCCCGCAUCAGCUGGCUAUUUCGACAGAGUGCAACGGCCCUCGUCUUGCACACAGCACUCCUCGUAGCCAUGGUAGCCGGGGCCAGCUAUGCCAGGACGUCGAAUUUGUUUGCCGCAUACGUUGCUGGCGCUAUUAUCAGUUGGUGGGACUCGGAAGUGCUGCACUGCAGCGACGAUGCCGUGUCUGACGAUCAUGGAUCGGUGCGUGAUGGUGAUGCUUCAGGCAACACCAGAGGCAAUGCACCCUUGACUUCCGGCUGUGACAUCUUCGACCACUACUACCGCCCUGCGGCCAAAUGGGUGCUGCAGCCCUUCUUUUUUGCUUCCAUUGGCUUCUCCAUCCCUGUGACGAAGAUGUUUGUGGGCGAGAUCGUGUGGAAGGGCAUCGUGUAUGCCGUUCUGAUGUGCAUCGGCAAGCUCGUCUGUGGGCUGUGGCUCGUUCGAUUCCCGGAUGUCGGAAUUUGGAUACGCAGCAUGGUGAAGAACCGGCAACUGAAAGCAUCAGAGGCCAGACAAGACACAACCGAAGUGGAGCUGCACGAACGCAAGCCUCCAGCUUCAUCGAGGGCCGACACAGGCACACUGCCGUCUCCCGAGGAGAAGUCCAAAGAGAGAAACACGCUGCUCAACCCCCCAAAGCCUCUGUCCCUUUAUCCAGCAGCGAUCUUAGGCGUGGCCAUGGUGCCCCGGGGCGAGAUCGGCUUUCUGAUCGCGGCCGUUGCUCAGAGUCACGGCGUCUUUGGCCAGGAGAUGGACUCGGGCACGUCGGACGUGUUUCUCCUUGUCACAUGGGCCAUUGUCCUCUGUACCCUUCUCGGGCCGCCUUGUGUGGGACUGCUCGUCCGUCGAGUGAGGAGGCUAGAGGGGCAGGCAGCAGGCCGAGACGUUCUGGGGGUCUGGGGGAUUCGUUCAGAUUCGCAUUAG
Messenger RNA from Grosmannia clavigera kw1407, 1734 nucleotides. RefSeq names its product cation/H+ exchanger. Bases 1 to 1734 code for a protein of 577 amino acids. Lineage: Eukaryota; Fungi; Ascomycota; Sordariomycetes; Ophiostomatales; Ophiostomataceae. Gene Ontology annotation, molecular function: antiporter activity. Gene Ontology annotation, cellular component: membrane. Gene Ontology annotation, biological process: proton transmembrane transport. The transcript has a single exon. The record is from RefSeq and is a predicted model, not a curated record.